Molecule: messenger RNA, 9870 nt
Organism: Chaetomium globosum CBS 148.51
Lineage: Eukaryota; Fungi; Ascomycota; Sordariomycetes; Sordariales; Chaetomiaceae
Exons: 20
Coding region: 1-9870 (3289 amino acids)
Biological process (GO): fatty acid biosynthetic process; transmembrane transport; secondary metabolite biosynthetic process
Cellular component (GO): membrane
Molecular function (GO): transmembrane transporter activity; 3-oxoacyl-[acyl-carrier-protein] synthase activity; fatty acid synthase activity
Source: RefSeq, a predicted model, not a curated record
AUGAGCAAAAUCGACGACACAGCCGAGUCGACGAUUGCUCCCCGGGCCUCGAAAGAUGCGGCACUCCCCGAGGCGUCGCCGCCUCCCCUGGAAAGACAAGCAAGCGACGAAUUGGUCCUGAAACGGGAACCGAUUGCAAGAUGGCGGCUGGUCAUAAUCCUCGUCAGCAUCGGUGUCGGUUUGUUCCUAUCGCUCAUGGACACCACCAUCGUGGCCACGAUGCUUGCCAGCAUCUCGGAUGAGUUUGGUGGCUUCAAACUGGCGCCAUGGGUUUUGCUGUCGUAUACCCUCUCAUACCUCGGAUGCACCGUCCUCAUUGCCCGUUUAUCUGAUGUUCUUGGAAGGAAGCCGGUCUUGCUCGGGUGUUUUUUCAUCUUUGUCCUGGCGUCCGUGGCCUGUGGGGCGGCAUCGACGCUUGAUCAACUGAUCGGCUUCCGAGCUGCCCAAGGUGCUGGCGGCGCCGGCCUGUACGCCAUGACCAUGAUUAUCUACCCCGAGAUCAGCCCCCCUGAGCUGGUCCCCUUGCUCUCCGCGCUUCUGGGCAUUAUCGUGGCCCUGGCCGGCGUCAGUGGCCCCGUCAUUGGCGGUCUUCUCGCGACCUACUCCGACUGGCGAUGGGCCUUUUGGAUGAACGGCCCCAUCGGAGUGGUUCCAGGGCUCGCCCUGUUCUUUGUAUGGCCCAAGACCUUCCGCACAUUCAAAACGGUUCCUUUUAGGCACCUCGACUUCUUGGGCGCGCUGCUGCUCUUGAUGGCGACGGUGCUCCUUGUGUUUAUCAUCAACCAAACCACCGUGAGGGAGUACGAGUGGAGCAGUCCCCAGACAAUCGCCGUCUUGAUCCUGAGCGGAGCAGCCUGGUUGACUUUGGCGUGGUGGCAAUGGUACCUCUCAAGGAGGCCCAGCCUCGGGCACAUCCGUGCUCAGAUUCCCUGGAGAAUUCUUUCAGAUAGGGUCUUGAUGUCAAGUAUCGUGAGCACGAUUCUGACCGGUUUCGUCAUGUACCUCGUCAUUGUCAACAUACCCAUGCGCGCACAGAUCGUAAACUUCUACAAUGAAGUCAGGUCGGGAGUCCUGCUCCUCCCCUUGAUGGGCGCUACGGCAGUGGGCUCUGCUCUGGGCGGUGCCUUUUCAUCCAAACAGAACCGCACGUUCUGGAGCCUGAACGCCGCAAGCGCAUUUAUGCUUCUUGGCUGCGGCAUCAUGUCGACUCUCCCAGACACGGUCGACGUGGCGGCGAAACAAUGGGGGUUCGAGGCUAUUCUCGGGUUUGGCAUUGGCCUGAAUCUGUCCACGGCAACAUUGAUCCCCUCGCUGAAUGCGGAUUUCCAAGACUAUGCCAUCGCCCAAGGUCUGGUCGCCCAGAUGCGUGUCCUGGGCGGCAGCCUGGGAGUAGCGGCGAGCUUUCUUGUGCUGAAUAGCAGAAUUGCCCAGACGCUGACCGGGGUGCUCAGUGCGGAGGAGCUGGAAGCCUUUUACAGGUCGCCCACCGUAAUGCGAUCCUUCGCUGCGUACAAGCAGCUCCAAGUUCGGACCACUUACAUCGAGGCCUUCCAGGCUGACAUGUACAUGUGCAUUGCUAUGUCGGCGGCAUGCCUCAUUGCAUCGCUCUGCGUCUACCAGAGCAGGCCACCCUCAAUCAAGAAACGGCUGGAUGACUUGGAAGCCAUCUAUGCCAGGACUGCAGCCAACAACGAGGAGGGGAAUCUUAAUAAUACAAGCUCUCCCGGCUUCACAACUAGUGUCAGCUUCACAACGUACACUAUUUGCAAUAUCAAUGACAGGGCAGUUCAGUUGCCUAUCGGCAAGCCCGUGGCGCAUCUUCUCGCACACCGAAAGGAGUCGGCGAGUUUGCCCCUGGGUGGGAAGAAACUGGCCGUGGCCUGCCACGGCCCGGGAGCUAAACUACCUACCCCUGUCAUGGAGGGUGCCUGGGGGCGGCCCGGAGGAAGCAAACUAUGGCACCUACCUGAAUUGGACGCGUGCGGCUUGUAUCAUCACAAGGCUUGGGUGCUGUGGCCUGUCCACGGUCAAUAUCAAGGCGCCAGUACUCUCGGAAGUCCUUGCCGGCAGAUUCGCAAGGACCGCUACAAAGUUCCAUCGUUGAGAAUGGAGAACGACAAGCAAAAGCCCAUCGCCAUUGUUGGCAUGAGCUUCCGAUUUCCCGGAGACGCCAACAGCACCGAAGGCUUCUGGGACAUAUUGAGCCACGCGAGGUCUACGAGGACAAGAAUUCCAAACACGAGGUUCAAUCCAGAUGGCGUGUACCAUCCAAACGCAGAUCGCCCCGGCGCGGUCAUCGCGAAGGAAGGAUGUUUCCUAAAGGAGGACGUCGGACUUUUUGACGCCCCAUUCUUUGGCAUCACCGCUUCCGAAGCUGAAGGAAUGGACCCUCAGCACCGCCUGCUGUUGGAAAUUAGCUACGAGGCUUUUGAAAACGCUGGCAUUCCCAUCACAAACGUUGCCGGCGCCGAUGUGGGAUGCUACGUCGGUGGUUUCAGCAGCGACUACCUCAAUGUCAGCGGCGCCGAUAUCAACAGACAGUCAAUGUACCAGAGCACUGGAUGCGGAAACUCCAUGCUGUCGAAUCGACUGUCUUGGUUUUAUGACCUACGAGGUCCGUCAUUCUCCAUCGACACAGCUUGCUCGUCCAGCAUGGUGGCGCUGCAUGAAGCCUGCCGUGACAUACAGGACGGGACAACUUCCAUGGCAGUCGUUGCAGGAUCCAAUCUCAUCUUGGUGCCGGAUAUCUGGCGCGCUCUUUCCAGUCAGAGGUUCUUGAGCCCCGACGGGGCAUGUCACAGCUUUGACAGCCAAGCCAACGGGUAUGGCCGUGGCGAGGGCAUGGGGGUCGUCAUCGUCAAGCCCCUGGCGGACGCGAUCCGCGACAACGACGUGAUUCGGGCCGUCAUCCGAGGCAGCGGAAUCAACCAAGAUGGCAAGACGCCCGCCAUUACGGUCCCGAAUGCCCACGCGCAGAUGAGCCUCAUCCGCUCGACGUAUGCCAAAGCCGGCCUUGACAUGAGCCAGACGACAUAUUUUGAGGCACACGGCACCGGUACCCCUGUCGGCGACCCCUUGGAGUUGCUGGCCAUUGGUCAGACCAUCGGCGCAGCCCGUGGCGAGGGCGACGAGCCAGUUCUUGUCGGGUCUGUCAAGAGCAAUAUCGGCCAUCUUGAAGGCUCGUCCGGUAUUGCCGGUGUCAUCAAGACCGUCCUGGCUCUAGAAAGGGCCGAGAUCCCUGCCGUCGCCGAGUUCAAGGAGCUCAACCCUCGGAUCAAGCAGGACGAAUGGAACAUCAGAAUCCCCACCGAGCUGACCCCAUGGCCUGCGAGUGCCAGCGGGCUCCGGCGUGCCAGCAUCAACUCGUUUGGUUAUGGCGGCACAAACGGACACGUCAUCCUGGACGACGCGUUGAAUUACCUUCAAGCAAACCAACCCGGUACGCCGAGCUCGCAAAGCUCUGAUUCAGCCAUCUCCCUGGCCCAUACCAUCCCGGAGACAGAGUCAUGUACACCAGAGUUCAGGCUGUUUGCCUUCAGCUCACCCGAGCAAGAUGGCCUGGCUCGUCUUGCAGAGGCCUACUCUCAAUACCUGGACCAAGACGCGCUCUCUCGUGACUUGAAGGGGGCAGCCACGCUUGAGGAGAUCAAGCAGGUGGACAACCUCGCAUACACGCUGGCGUCUCGUCGAACCGUGUUUGACUGGAGAGGUUUUGCCAUUUCCGACACCCUCACGGGACUCCAGACCUCGUUGAAGUCGGGCCUGCCCACCCACGGCCGGGUCGGCAGGAAUCCCUCCUGCGCCUUCGUCUUUACCGGGCAGGGAGCGCAGUGGUUUGCCAUGGGCCGCGAACUCCUACGACACUCGGUGUUCCGAGCGAGUAUCGAUGAAGCCGAGGCUUACAUCACCUCUUUGGGCUGCCCCUGGUCUGUCACCGAGGAGUUAAACCGCGACGCCACGACCAGCCGCAUCAACGACCCCGAGCUAUCCCAAGCUCUGUGCACGGCCUUGCAGGUUGCCCUCGUGGACCUGCUGGCGCACUGGGGUGUCCGACCCAAGGCCGUUGUUGGCCACUCAAGCGGAGAGAUUGGCGCUGCAUAUGCUGCUGGUAUCCUGUCCAGGGAGGAUGCGUGGAAAGCCGCCUACUGGAGAGGCGUGCGGUCCACGCAGAUCAAAACCCUCUCGCCAGAUCGGAAGGGAGCCAUGAUGGCAGCAGCAAUGUCCGAGGAAGCUGCCCGUGAGUACUUGGCCAAGGUGGAGGAGGGUGAUGUGGUCAUCGCUUGCAUCAACAGUCCCAACAGCGUGACCAUCUCUGGAGACGACCAUGCCGUGUCUGCGGGUGAGAAGCUCCUCACUGCCGAUAACAUCUGUGUCUUCUCCUCCGUCACGGGUUCCGAGAUUAGCAAGGAAGAAAUGGGCAGCGCCGACUACUGGGUCAAGAAUCUGGUCAGCCCUGUCAGGUUCUCCGCUGCCGUUACGUCGCUGCUCAAGCCACGAGACACAAGAGAUCGACGAAAGGGCGUUGCCAACGUCCAAGCCCUGCUCGAACUCGGUCCUCACAGCGCUUUGCAAGGCCCCCUGAGAGAAAUCUUAAUCGCCGCCAACGAGACAUACGUCGCCAGCGUCCCGUAUACCGCGAUGCUGCGGCGCGGCACCAGCGCCCUCCUGACGGCGCUAACCGCUGCUGGCAGGCUGUGGUCGUCAGGCUUCGACCUGAACCUGGAACUGGUCAACUCGACAGACAAGGAACCUCUGAAGGGCCGCCCUCUAACCACCUUGCCCCGGUAUCCGUUUAACCACAAGCGCAGAUAUUGGAAUGAGUCCCGCGGGGCUCGCUGGGUCCAGAGCCACCCCACGCCGAGGACCGACCUCCUGGGACAGAAGACGUCGGAAUACAGCACCAUCUCACCCAGCUGGAAGAACUAUCUCUGUCCCUCCGAGGUUCCGUGGCUGCUAGACCACAAAGUCCACGGGCUGCUCGUUAUGCCGGGCGCCGUCUACAUCGCCAUGACCAUGGAAGCUUGCCGGGAUACUGCCGAUCCUAACAAGACUCUGGAAGGCUUUGAGUUCCGCGACAUUGUGUGGCACAAGCCCAUCAUCUUUGAGUCGCCGGAUGCUCACGUCGAGAUCUCCCUGCAACUGUCACCGUACAAGAUCGGCACCAAGGCUGCCACGACGACCUGGACGCGCUUCUCCAUCAGCACGAUUGAUGCCAACAACAAGACGUCGGAGCAUUGCUCGGGCCUCGUCGAGAGGAAAUACGUCACCCUCCCCGGCCAAAUCGAGAAGGGAAUGGAAGCCGUGGCCGAAUGGGACGGGCACCGGGCCGAAUACGAGGCGAUGCAGGCCAGGCCAACCGUCACCCUCCCGGUCCACAACAUGUACGACAGGCUGAACCGCAACGGGCUGCAGUUCGGCGCUACCUUCCGCAACUUAACCCACGUCCGGUCCGGAGACGGCUUCAUGUACGGCGAGCUCGAGACGCCGGACACGGCCGCGACCAUGCCCGACGAGUUCGAGUACCCGCUUCCUCUCCAUCCCACCGUGCUCGAUUCCGCCUUCCAGAUGCUGGCUGGCGUCGGGCAGAGCCAGACGUGGGACGUUGUCAUGCUGCCCAACUCCAUCGACAGUCUCUACAUCUCCGCGACAGCCCCAACGGCUGCCGGGUCCGUUCUCAAGGGAUACUGCACGCUCGUGCCUGAGGGCGCCGCCAGGGCCACCGGCACUUCGGUGCUCUCGGACGAGGCAUGGGAAAAGCCCGUCAUCGUGAUGAAUAACUUGACCGUCACCGCCGCCAUCGGGCCUCAGACUGGCCCGACCAAGACCGCCUUUGCUCGUCUUGACUGGAAGCUUGACGUCAGCCACUCGAGGUUUCCGGUGGACUUGCAUAAGAAUAGCCAUCUGUCUAACGAGAGUUCGGUUGUCGAGGCUCAGCUGAGUGACAAGACCGCCAUCGAGUUCAUCAAGCAAGCGCUACAAGACUUGGGCCGCGCCGAAAGCGACAACAUGGAGGGGAAGGCUGAAAAGAAACCGGAAGCGGUACAAAACUACCUUGCCUGGAUGGGUUCGGUCUCGGGAGACCCGACAGUGCUUGGGGGCGUCGAGAAUCAGCCAGCUACUACUGUUCCCGGCACAGGCACCCGCCAUGCGAUCGAGGCAGUGGGCGCCGAGAUGGGGCGCAUUCUCGGCAUCGGCUCCAUGUUGGAGACCAAGAGCAACAUCCUCUCCAGCGCAUUUCUGGCCGACUUUGCCAACCGAUCCCUGGGUCGUCCCUUUGCCAACUCCGUCAUUGCCAAUAUCAUGGACCAUGUGGGCAGCAUCAAUCCCAAUGUUGAGAUCUUGGAGAUCGCCAGCAGUUCCGACACCACGGGGGCUGCCGAGGUGUUGGAGCUGCUCGGGGGCAAGGGCAGCCGCCUCGGCAGGUACAUAUGGACGAGCCCUGACGAGGAGUCCGUGGAAGCGGCCUCGAAAGAUCUCAAGCCGAACGAAUGCUUGCAGAUAAGGACGCUCAACAUCGAAGCCGACGUCCAAGGUCAGGGCCUCAGCCCCGGAACGCUCGAUUACAUCAUCCUGGAUGACCUUCUCCUGACGACGUCCAAUCUGGAUGCCGCCUUGAAGAACAUCAAGACGCUUCUGAAGCCCGACGGCCGGUUGAUCGUCCAAGCCAUCACCAAGUCCCAACUGCGGACUGCCUUCGUCCUCGGCUCAUCCCACGCCUGGUGGCGCGACGGCCAGUCUGGGGAACGGCUUGAUGAAGCCGGCUGGGGCCAGCGGCUCAAGAGCAACGGCUUCACCGGCGUGGAUCAGAUCUUCAGGGACUCGGACGACCCUCGUGUCCACCAGCUGUCCGUCAUGGUUUGCUCCGUCGCGCGCGAGACAGCCUACGAGUACAAGGACGUGCUGCUCGUGACACCCCCAGCUCCCUCCGAGAAGGUCACCGUGCUGGCCGAGUACUGCUCUGCUCGCCUCGCCGAGGCCGGCCUGGAUGCCGUGACACUUCCGUGGCCCGAGGUGGCCGAUGUUUCUGGGAAGCUUCUCGUCUCUCUCAUCGAGCUGGACAGCCCUGUCUUCUUGGAUCUGACCGAGGACCUCUUCCACGCCACCAAGAACAUGUCCCUGAAAGCCGGAGGAGUGCUCUGGAUGACCCAGGCUGGCAACGUCUCUGGCGCCUCGGUUCCGGCGGGCAAUGUGUCCUCGGGUCUUUUCCGCGUCGUCCGAUCCGAGGACGGGGCUCGCCCUCUCGCGACGCUCGACCUGUCGACGGGGAUGGACCUCGCAUCCACCCAGGCGGGCGCGACCGUCAUGUCUCUUUUUGCGUCGCUGUUUGGGAACGGCGACAUCCGCGCCUCGGACAAGGAGUUUGCCGAGGACGAGGGCAGCAUUUAUGUGCCGAGACUGGUCGAGGACGCUGCCCUGACGGGGGCUCAGACGGCCACGGGCGCCACCGCACAGCCCGUGAUGGAUAGCUUGUUCCAGCCGGACAGGAAGUUGGUCAUGACCAUCGGCCAGGUGGGAGCCCCUGACUCUCUCCGGUUUGAGGACAGCGAGAAAUGUGCCGCGCCCCUCCCGCAUAACCACGUCGAGGUCAAGGUGCUGUAUACAGGGCUGAACUUUCUCGAUAUUAUGGGGUCUCUUGGAGAGAUCCCCAGGCCAUACUUUGGCAGUGAGGUUGUCGGUACUGUCGUCGACAUGGGGUCUUCCGUCGCUUCUGAGUCUGACAUCAAGCUUGGUGAUACUGUGGUUGGUUCCUGCAACGGAGGCUUUGGUAGCCAUGCUCGGAUGAAGUGGACCAUGUGCCAUCGGGUUCCUGACAACAUCUCGAUUCAGGAGGCUGCCACGAUUCCCAUCGCCUUCUCAACAGCAUGGGUCUCCCUCGUCGACCUGGCCCGAAUGCGCAAGGGCGAGACCAUCCUGAUUCACUCGGCCGCUGGCGGCGUUGGUCAGGCCGCUAUCCAACUCUGCCAGCACUUCGGCGUCAAGGUCUACGCCACCGUGGGCUCCAUAGCCAAGAAAGAACUGCUCAUGCAUCGGUACGGCAUUCCGGAAGAGGAUAUCUUUUAUUCCCGCGAUACCACCUUUGCGCAGGGCAUCAGGAGAGCCACCAACGGCCGAGGUGUAGACUUGGUCUUGAACUCGGUGGCUGGCGAGUUCCUCCGCCAGUCAUGGCAUCUCGUGGCCCCCUUCGGACGUUUUGUUGAGAUCGGCAAGCGUGAUAUUCUGGGUAAUACCGGGCUCGACAUGGAGCCCUUCAUCAGGAGUGCCAGCUUCAUUGGCUUCAAUCUCGAAAAGUACGACGAGCAACUGCCCGAGUUUGAGAUUGUCGAGAAGGCAUUUAAGCAAGUCUUUGAGCUGGUCGCCGCUGGCAGGCUCCGGCCCGUUGGCCCCGUCAAUGUCUACAACUACUCCGAGGUGGCAACGGCCUUCCGUGCGCUACAGUCGGGUAAGGUUCUCGGCAAGGUGGUCAUGCGUGCCAAUCCUGACCAGCUGGUUCCCGUCAUCCCUCGCGCCAAACACCCCCUUACCCUUAACCCAGACGCGACUUACCUGCUCGCUGGCGGGCUGGGCGGGAUUGGGAGAAGCCUUGCCACUAUGCUGCACUCGCAUGGAGCACGGAACUUGGCCUUUAUUUCGAGGUCUGGUGGGCAAAGCGAGAUUGCAGCCGACUUCCUGAAAGGGCUCCGAAGCCUGGGCUGCACGGCAAACGCCUACGCAUGCGAUAUCUCGGACCGUGAGCACCUAUCCCGGGCCAUCGAGCAGUGCCAGUCCGAGAUGCCUCCCAUCCGGGGAUCCAUCCAGUGUGCUAUGACACUCAAGGAUGCCAUCUUCCAAAACAUGACGUACGACGACUGGGUCUCUUGCACCAGGCCCAAGAUUCAGAGAAGUUGGAACCUCCACAACGUCCUGCCCCAGGAUCUCGACUUUUUCAUCAUGCUCGCGUCUACCUCGGGCAUCAUCGGCAACCCUGGACAAGCCAACUACGCGGCCGGAAACACAUUCGAGGAUGCUCUCGCGCAUUACCGCCGCCGGCGGGGCCAGAAGGCCAUGGCCUUAGACAUUGGCGCCGUCCGAGACGUCGGCUACCUUGCCGAGGCCAGCCACCAAGGUUUAUGGAGCCUGAGCCAUCUGAAUGCCCUGUCUGUCGGCGAGGCCGACAUCCACUUCCUCGUCAAGAAUGCCAUUACCGGCUACACCAUCGGAAAGGAGGAAACCGGGCCACAAAUCGUCGCUGGCCUGGCCGGCGCGACCAUUGACGAGCAGCUCAUUGACCGCAGCCCCUGGGCCCGCGACGGCAAACUCUGCAUGGCCUUGAAAGCCUCUCUCAUCAAGAAGACGGCCGGGAUGCAGGCCGGGAUUGACGCCCUAGCCAGGGCAGAUACUGCCGCCGCCGCUGUGGCCGUCGUGGAGGAGAUCUUGGUCAGGCGCAUUGCUGUUGCAGUCAUGAUCCCCGAGGAUGAGAUUGCUGUCGAGGAGUCGCUCCAGAGCUACGGAGUCAACUCGCUCGUUGCCGUCGAAAUCAAGACCUGGCUGGCCAAGGAAUUACAGUCUGAGAUUAGCGCCGGAGAGAUCAGUCCUUCGUCCAUCUCGGCCCUGGCUGCCACUGUGGUCUCAACAAUGUGUAGUAUGAGAGUUAUUGAGGGACAUCCCGAGCAGGAUCAACGGCAUCUAUCUAGGUGUGUACAUGUAGGUAGUCAAGGCACAUCUGUUCCAUUGUCCAGUGCCACGAACCAUGGUCGUCUCGGGAACGGGGCUGCUGAGAUUACCCGAGAUUUUAUGGGCGCCAUCGUCGAAAGUCAAACUCGACCUUAUCGGACUCAAUCUGGCCAGAGUAGGAAUGCGGGCCUUCCAACGCGUUGGGACCGCUGUAGGUAA